CCGUCUGUUUCUCCCUCCCACGCACUGUAUAUAUGAAGCCAAAAGAGCCGGCCCAGGACGGCCUAGAUCCUCUCUGAAACUAGGAAUACUGGGAGUAGGCCCAGAAAGGCAUGGGAGUUGUUCAGGCCAAGCCUUCUCAGAGUUCAUCAUCUAGAGGCUUUGGCAAGCUGAAAUCAGAAAAUGGGUACGUCGGAAAAGAAGAAUUCACGGGGGAUCGACGAUCAACAGGACAGAGGGAUGUCCGUAGAGAGUAUGGUGGGCGUUAUAGGCCUAAGUCCAGGAAGGAAAAUGGCGGCGCAGGUCACGGUGAAGGAGAAGGAGAAGGGAAGUUGGCCAAUAAGGGAAAGAGAGAUGUUGGUGAGAAUGUUUCGCAGAAAACGUCAGUGUUCAAGAGAAUUGAAGACGUUGAGUUGGUCGAUGGAUGGCCAAAAUGGCUCAUUGAUAAUGUUCCGAGAGAGGUGUUGACUGGGAUGGUUCCAAAGAGUGCCGAAUCCUAUGUUAUGCUUAGUAAGGUGGGGCAGGGAACUUACAGCAAUGUGUAUAAAGCUCGAGAUAAAGACACCAGAAAAAUUGUUGCUUUAAAGAAGGUCCGCUUUGACACAUCAGAACCUGAGAGUGUCAAAUUUAUGGCACGAGAAAUAAUGAUAUUACAGAAGUUAGAUCAUCCCAAUAUCAUAAAACUAGAAGGGUUGGCUACAUCAAGGCUGCAAUACAGUCUUUAUCUGGUUUUCGAUUUCAUGCAGACAGAUUUGCAUACGAUUAUCUCUCGCCCUGAUGAGAGGCUUACUGAACCACAGGUCAAAUGCUAUAUGCAUCAGCUUCUCUCAGGUCUGAUGCACUGCCACGACAGGGGAAUUUUACAUCGAGAUAUCAAAGGAUCAAACUUGUUGAUCGACAAAAAUGGGAUGCUGAAAAUUGCAGAUUUUGGGCUGGCAAAUUAUUAUACUCCACUCCACAAUCGUCCUCUCACAAACCGAGUUGUGACACUUUGGUACAGAGCCCCUGAGCUUUUGUUAGGAGCUACUGAUUAUGGUGUUGGUAUUGAUCUUUGGAGUGCUGGAUGCCUCUUGGGAGAAAUGUUUGCAGGGAGACCUAUUUUGCCUGGUUCAACGGAGGUCGAGCAACUUCACAGGAUUUUCAAACUAUGUGGCACACCAUCAGAGGAAUACUGGAAAAAGUUCACAUUGUCUAAAAAAUUCAGAAUUCCACAAUUCAAAUCUAGUCUUAUAGAGACUUUCAGGGAAUUCCCUGCAUCUUCUUUGGGUCUGUUGAGCACUCUUCUUGCUCUGGAACCUGCAUAUCGUGGCUGUGCAUCUCUGGCUCUCCAAAAUGAAUUUUUUUACGCAAGUCCAUUGGCGUGCAACCUUUCAGAUCUACCUGUACUCCACAAAAAAGAUGAUGAACUGAAGGAUGCCAAAGAAGACAAAAAGUACAGAAAUUCUAGAAUGAAGCAACGGUCUAGAACAGCUCGUGAGCGCAGGAAAAAGGAUCAAGCCACCGCAAAGCCUAAGGAAGAUUCUGAAUCUUCUACAAAGGAUCCGGAGAAGACUGCCGAGCCAAAAGUCCAAAGCCAUGAGCCGCCGGGUAGCACUAGCAGCAGUACCUCAUCGAGCGCAAGGCCGGCCAGCCGAACUGAGAGCCCGCUCUUCACCACACCAAGUACCUCCUCCGGUACAAAGCUCUCCAGCCAAACAGAGAGGUCGCCUUUCUUGCUCUCCCCAGAGGUGUCUUCUAAGCAAAGGAUGUCGCCAAACACAGAGAGUCAUCCCAACGCCGACAAGAACAUCAUGAACCUGCCUCCACUGCCCAUUUCAAGAACACGCACCACCGAUUAUGUCAAAGAUAAUGACAUGUACAUGAGAUUAAAUCCUAUCCCAAGGUCUGCAUCCACAAGAGAUUUCAGAAAAACAAGAUCUUAGGAAUCGUUUUCAGGUCGAUGCAUGCGCAGUUGAUGAUUAGGACAUGCGAGAGGACUACAUAGAGCUAAGACAAAUUCUUUUUCUUAAGCCACCAAUGACUAUAUCUCUAAGUUUUCUUAACUAGAUAUUAUUCUACUCUGUGGACGUAAACGAGUAAGCAUAUAUUUUUGUCAGAUAUUUUGUUCUUAAUGGUCA
Alnus glutinosa is the source of this 2114-nucleotide messenger RNA. RefSeq names its product probable serine/threonine-protein kinase At1g54610. Gene Ontology annotation, cellular component: cyclin-dependent protein kinase holoenzyme complex; nucleus. NCBI's taxonomy places the organism in Eukaryota, Viridiplantae, Streptophyta, Magnoliopsida, Fagales, Betulaceae. The record is from RefSeq and is a predicted model, not a curated record. Gene Ontology annotation, molecular function: cyclin-dependent protein serine/threonine kinase activity; ATP binding; RNA polymerase II CTD heptapeptide repeat kinase activity. Gene Ontology annotation, biological process: protein phosphorylation; positive regulation of transcription elongation by RNA polymerase II. Bases 111 to 1919 code for a protein of 602 amino acids. The transcript is spliced from 8 exons.